Molecule: messenger RNA, 1029 nt
Organism: Branchiostoma belcheri (Belcher's lancelet)
Lineage: Eukaryota; Metazoa; Chordata; Leptocardii; Amphioxiformes; Branchiostomatidae
Product: ankyrin repeat and protein kinase domain-containing protein 1-like
Exons: 2
Coding region: 1-1029 (342 amino acids)
Molecular function (GO): protein binding
Source: RefSeq, a predicted model, not a curated record
AUGGCGUCUGCUGCUAUGUUGGACAGACUUUGGCAGGCCGUGGAGCGGGGUGACGGUGAGCGGGUACGGGACCUGUGCGCCAGGGGACGGCUGGACGUGAACGGGGUCCAUUCUCCCGGCGACCGGGACGGACUGGGGUGUGAGGACACGCUACUGUGCAGGGCCGCCGAACUCGGGCAUAUCAACAUAGUGAAAACGUUGGUUUCAGCCGGUGCGAAGGUAGAUCAACCAAGUGUGGUGGGCACCCCGCUAUCCAGGGCCAUCUCUAGAGGACAACUCGCGACGGCCAAGUUUCUCUUACAGGGCCUGCGAGCCGAUCCAAACGCCCGGGACAGGUGUGGACACUCCCCGCUCUACAGCGCCGUUGCCCUGCGGUGGUCGGCUCCGUACGUCCGCCUGCUGGUGGACCACGGGGCCGACGUGAACGGUAGAUGCCCGUCGGGGUCGUCGCCUCUCCACUGGGCUAUCGUGGGGAAAGACCGAGACACGGUGGAGAUACUGAUCAAGCACGGCGCGGAUGUGGAAAGUGUUGGAUACAGCGGGUUUAGCGUGCUGCACUGGGCGGUUAGAGCGAGAAACACAGCCGCAGUGGUCAUGCUCUUGGAAGCCGGAGCGUCGCCUAACUGUCAAGACAUGUUCGGAGAAACGCCACUCCAUUGGUCAGCGAGACAGAACAAAACGGACAUCCUGCUCCUAUUGGUCGAAAGUGGGGCAAAUAUGCAAAUAAGGAACAAGUUUGAAGAGCGGCCGUACAACGUGGCGUUGCCAGGCAAUAUGGAACUGAUCAAAGUACUGAUGGUGAAAAUGGCGCGAGGUCAGAUAGGGGGAUCCCCGCGUUGCCUGGAUACGGUUGCCAGGUUACCGAAGUUACGGCUCCCGAGGCUCAAUACAAGUUUUAAUAGCAAGAAUUUUUGGGUUCCCCCGACGAGCCAGCACAGAUAUAAAACACCAACUUUAUUUAAGACAGGACGAGAGAAGAGCCGAGAGGGUACCAGCCCUUCUGUAUUUGACAGGACCCUCAUGUUUUGA